AUUUACGCGCGACGUGUUGAUCUGUUGACGUUUUGUUUUGUAAUUUUCUGUAAUUUUGCUUCGUGGUUUCACUUUUAUAUACGUGUCAAGUGAGUUUGAGCGUAUUUGGCUUUUAGAGCCUUUAAUUUUAAGAUAAUUGACAAAUAAGAAUAUUAAUCAAACAAAAUGGCACCCAAACAGAGAAUGCGCAUCGCCAACGAGAUUGCCAGCAAAAAUAUUACACAGAGAGGAAAUGUACCCAAAUCAACUAAGGAAAAGGACGACCAAUACCCGGUAGCACCCUGGUUAAUUGGACUCUUCGUCUUCGUCGUCUGCGGCUCUGCUGUAUUCCAAAUCAUCCAGUCUAUUAGGUUGGCCUAAACCCCUCUGUGAUUCCCCGACUGAUAAUUUUAGAAUCCAGUUGCAACUUGUGGCAUAGGUUUGUCUCUUUCAUUUCUAUAUUGCUAUAAGCAGGAUGUAAAUAUACUUUUUUUAUUUAAUGCGAGUUUCCAUUUUAUUUCUUGACACUGUAAUAAUAAUUAAUUAUUUUCUUUAGAAAUAAUUCAAAUGCAUGUAACUAAUGUAAUGACAUACCUAUUUCAAUAUUAUAUUACUUGUGCCACAUUAAAAAAACAACCAUGCCACCUUCUGUGUAUUAAAUAUUUUGUUCUAGUAAAGUAUUUGAUACAUCCAAGGAUUUAUUUGCAUAUUUCUAACUAUAUUGCUUACAUAGUUGCAUACAAAAUGGUUUAGUGUAAGCACAGUUUAAUUAUAAUCUCAAAAAACUUGUAUGUACUAUAUUCUUGUAUAUUGUAAAUUAAAAACUUAAGGCUAGGGAUGCACUGUUUAACUUUGGUUAUGUAUAGUUGUUAUAGCGACUACAACUAAUCUAAAAGUCUGUUUUAAAAUACGUUUCAAUGAAAUAUUUCUGAAUUCUUCCAAUGAUAACUUUUGAACAGGAAUAUUUUUAAAAACAAAGUUACUUGGUGGAUUUCUAGCCCUUAUUAUAAAGCAGGGUUUUCACUAUUGGGUCAUUACUUAUUUUUUCCUUCAUUGACAAAGUCAAAUAAAAUUUUCAUGGAACUUAAAAAAAAACACUUAAAAAGUUAUAAAUAGCCAUACCAAAUUACAGCACCUAUUUUAUCCACUUAGGGGUGCUGAAGUUCCUUUUUGAGUGGGGUUUAAGUCAUAGAGUAAGAUUUUCUUCAUGCAAAAUCUCGAAUUGAUAGACCUAGUGCAUUGAUAUGACAGUCAGUCAAUCAGUUUCUUUUUAUGAUUGAAAUAAAUGCAUUUAAAUCUUCCAGAUUAUAAUCUUCAAAAAAGGAAAGAUGCCACUUGUUACUCGGCAAUAGUGAAACCUUGCUUUACAAUAUAGCAUUUUGAUGUAUUAUUGAAUUUAUUUUCCAUUCCUAAUUGUUUUAUGACCAAGUUAUGUAAGACGCACAAGAAAUUGACUUUGUGCUGCAAAGUUAUUGUGAAUGUAUUUUAAUGAUUUUAGUCCAAUUUUCAUGAUUUGAAUAUUUUUAUCCUCGCCAUGUGAAAUUAUUUGUCGGUUCUAUUUUUUAUUUUAAAUAUAAUUUAUUUCAAUAAAUACAGUAUAUUUGUCAA
Messenger RNA from Maniola jurtina (meadow brown), 1587 nucleotides. Its product is annotated as stress-associated endoplasmic reticulum protein 2. The record is from RefSeq and is a predicted model, not a curated record. Gene Ontology annotation, cellular component: endoplasmic reticulum. Lineage: Eukaryota; Metazoa; Arthropoda; Insecta; Lepidoptera; Nymphalidae. Gene Ontology annotation, biological process: endoplasmic reticulum unfolded protein response. Bases 166 to 360 code for a protein of 64 amino acids. The transcript is spliced from 3 exons.